AUGUCAGCCGCCGUGCUGUGUUAUAUAAACAUCUUCAGUCCCGUUUCACUCUCUCAUCCGGUUCUUCUUCUUCUCUCUCAUCUUCACAGCUCCUUGUCUUCCUGCCUCAUUCCGGACGUUCCAGCAAGAUAUGUGGCGUGCGACUUGGAAGCAUCCCAAUGCAAUCUUGAUGGUAUCCUUGUUAUUUUCGCCACCAGCAUUGGUCUUGCCAGUUUGACGCCACAUGGUCUGAAGGCGAGCUUCCACAGGACACAAAAUGUGUUGAAGGCAAACCUCCAAUAUUCAAGGACGCGAAAAGACAUCAUAAUGGAACGAUAUAACAUAGCUGCUGCCCUUCCUGGGCGUCGCUCGCGGCGUGGAUGGCACAGUGGACAGGACCUGAGUCCAUCCGACCCUCUUCGAGCGCGUUUGGUGGCCACAUCCGCCGAGGCUCUCGGAUGUCUGACCUGUCUCCGCCCUGUGCCUCCUCAGCAUCUCCUCGGUCGGUUGUACUGGCCCGCACCAUGGUCUAGGCACCCCGGUCCUCGUCAACUCCCGCGGCUCAGUAUCGGUGGUCGCUCUUAUCCAGGUCGGGACCUAGUGGUGGCUCGGGCGUGGAACGUUGGCCCUGUUCUGCAGGCGUUGCUAGCUUCCAUUCCGUUCGCUCCUCAGUGCCCGCCGGGUCCGGGGUGGCAUCGUUACAUUCAGUCUGCUUCCUCAGCGCCAAGAGGCUCAAAGCUGAGGUCAUCAGCGCGAAGGAGAAAGGACUGUCGCGACCCAGGUUGUGGGGAAAGGUGAGUGGUUCUAUUUUCUCGCGUUUAUGGUUGUCUUCGAGAGUGGCAGCAUCAGCUCGAGACGCCAUGUGUUAUUAGAUCGAUAUGAUCAUCAUUUAAUGACACAUGGAGUCUCGAUCAGCUGGUCUAACGCCCGACUUCUAGGACUUGCAGCUACCGCAACUACAGAGCACGCUGUGAUCACCAGACUAAGAGAGGCGGCAGCGGAUUUGUAUACAGAACACGCGUGGAUCUUAGGAUGAUUAGUGGGGACACAUACUUGAAACAUCUAACAUAUCAUUCGAUCCCGCGGAAAUUUCCACCUGAGCGCCACCUGUACUCUAAUUACCCCUGUGCUCCCGAUCUUUGUGUC
Messenger RNA from Suillus discolor, 1125 nucleotides. RefSeq lists its product as uncharacterized. The transcript is spliced from 5 exons. Lineage: Eukaryota; Fungi; Basidiomycota; Agaricomycetes; Boletales; Suillaceae. The record is from RefSeq and is a predicted model, not a curated record. The coding region runs from base 1 to 777 and encodes 258 amino acids.